AUGCCCGUCACCAGAACCAUUCUCCUUGUCGUGGCCGCGAUGGCCAUCCUGAGCACGGCCGCCUCGGCUGCAAUGUACAAUGUCGGCGAGCCCGGCGGAGCAUGGGAUCUCGGCACCAACUACAGCACGUGGGCGUCAUCCAGGAACUUCCAACCCGACGACCAGAUCGUCUUCAAGUACUCCCCUCAGGCGCACGAUGUCCUCGAGGUCAGCAAGGCCGACUACGACUCAUGCAGCAAUGCAACCCCCAUUGCCACCCUCAACUCCGGGAAUGAUGUCAUCGCCCUUACCGUCACUGGCACCCGCUACUUCAUAUGCGGCUUCCCUGGCCAUUGUGCGGGCGGCAUGAAGGUCAAGAUCGAUGUCAUGCCAAGCUCCUCCUCUUCGUCGCCUAGCCCGGCCGGCGGCCCAAGUGCAAGCAACGCUCCCCUACCGACGCCUGUCUCCGCCGCCAUCUCUAUGGAGGCUACGGACUUUGGCCUCACUGUCUUGCUUGCUACACAUUUGUAUACAAUCAUGUAUAGUCAAGUAAUUAUACUAGCAAGUAUAUGUGUAGCCAAGUAA
Messenger RNA from Triticum aestivum (bread wheat), 564 nucleotides. Its product is annotated as mavicyanin-like. The record is from RefSeq and is a predicted model, not a curated record. Lineage: Eukaryota; Viridiplantae; Streptophyta; Magnoliopsida; Poales; Poaceae. Gene Ontology annotation, cellular component: plasma membrane. The coding region runs from base 1 to 564 and encodes 187 amino acids. Gene Ontology annotation, molecular function: electron transfer activity. The transcript has a single exon.